Messenger RNA from Heterobasidion irregulare TC 32-1, 1638 nucleotides. RefSeq lists its product as uncharacterized. The transcript is spliced from 12 exons. The record is from RefSeq and is a predicted model, not a curated record. NCBI's taxonomy places the organism in Eukaryota, Fungi, Basidiomycota, Agaricomycetes, Russulales, Bondarzewiaceae. The coding region runs from base 26 to 1072 and encodes 348 amino acids.
CUCUCCUCCCUGAAAUCUCUGCAAGAUGUGUCGCUGGUUUGCAUUCGUGUCUCACAAUCCGGUUCUGCUGGAAGACGUCUUGAUCGAUCCGAAGCAUGCGAUCACCAAACAAGUGCACGAUCAUUAUUUGCCAGGUCUUCUUCACAAUAAUCCCGACGAGACCGUCGAACAAAAAGCUGCGGCUGAGAAGGACCUCGCUCUCCGAAACCUGAUGUUCAACAUCGACGGCUUCGGCGUCGCAUGGUACACGCACACGCGCGCGCAGUUCGAGCCCGACUUCACGCAGGGCCCCCGUCCCGCGAUGUACAAGACCGUCGCGCCCGCGUUGACGGACCCGACGUUCACCUACAUAUGCGGCAACACCGCGUCGAGCUGCAUCCUCGCGCACAUCCGCGCGGCGAGCGCCCCGCCCGUCGUGCAGACGAACAACCACCCGUUCAUAUUCGGGCGGCACAGCUUCAUGCACAACGGCUCCGUCUCGAACUUCCGCAGCAUCCGCCAGGAGCUGUCGCGCCGGAUCAGCAGGGAGAACCUCGGGCUGAUCCAGGGCAACUCGGACACGGAGCACGUCGCGGCGCUGUACUUCACGCACCUCGGGGACACGGCGGCCACGCACCCGAUCGAGCACAUGCGCGACGCGCUCGCGCGGACGAUCAAGGACGUCCAGGACGCGCAGGCGGCGGUGCUCACGCCCGACGAGCUCAAGACGUCCGCGAACUCGCUGAACCUCUGCACCACCGACGGGGAGCAGAUGAUCGCGGUGCGGUGGCGCAACUCGGAGACGGAGCAGCCGCCGAGCCUGUACGCGUCGACGACGGCCGGGGUCGUGCUCAACCGGAAGCACCCCGGGGCCAGCAACGAGGGCCCCGACUCGCCGCAGGAGCUGCUCGCGAAGCUCGGCUCCGCGCGCGAGCUCGCGCAGGAGCGGAACGCGCACGGGCUGCACCUCAUCGUCGCGUCGGAGCCAACCACGUUCGACGCGAGGGAUUGGAAGCUGCUGGAUAAGAACGACUGCAUCAUGGUGGACAAGAACAUGCGUCUGACGGUGGACGCGCUGAGGCUGCCUGCCUGAGGGGGAUGUCGGUGCACGGAAACUGUAACUUGUGAUGUGCGUGUGCGUUGGCGACGAAUGACAUUGGUCUCUUGUACAGUACGGCUGCUGCGAGUGGCGGGGCGGGGUGCUGACGUUAGGGGACGCGCUCGCCGGGGGAGUGAUGUCAUCGCGGGCCACCGAGCGUCGCAUGUCGCAGAAGCCGCGUGCACACACACACCCGAACCCCCUCGAGCCCUCUUAUCGAUGACCGCGCUCAAGAUGGCCCCCGUACAAACAUCAGCCCAGUUUUGGCACCCUGAGGGCACGGACGCCGCCGCCGCCCCGCAGAGCUUCCCAGUCGAGGGCGUCGACCCGCACCUGGCGUUCUACAGGCCCGAGGUCCUGGACACGAUCGCGCGAGAGAUCGACGCCAUCGGCGGGGAGCUCAGGGCGCUCAGCUUGGAUAUCCACCAGCACCCCGAGCUCAAAUUCGAAGAGACGCACGCGCACGACGUGCUGACGGCGUUCAUGGGCGCGCGCGGGUGGGCGGUCGAGCGGCACUACUUCCUCGACACCGCGUGGGCCGCGACGUUCGUGCACGGCGC